This is a messenger RNA of Gossypium raimondii (Peruvian cotton), 520 nucleotides long. Its product is annotated as subtilisin-like protease SBT2.5. The record is from RefSeq and is a predicted model, not a curated record. NCBI's taxonomy places the organism in Eukaryota, Viridiplantae, Streptophyta, Magnoliopsida, Malvales, Malvaceae. The transcript is spliced from 3 exons. The coding region runs from base 88 to 375 and encodes 95 amino acids.
CACUGUUCAGGUAUAAAUACCUACCAUAAUGAGCUUGGAAAAUGCAAAAACUGACCAACCCAAACCUGGAAAAAAAGAAUAGUGGCAAUGGGCAGCACAAGAACUGAGCUAUACUUUGUUUUCAUGAACUAUGAUCCUGAAUACCAGCGUCUUCGAGCUGAUCAAACUAAAAAAGGGGCGUAUGAGCUUGAUUUGUAUCUGAGUAAGAAGCACGACGAGCUUUUGGCAAGUACCCUUCAAGCUGGUACCUAUAAGAAGACCUUAUCUUUGGUCAUUGUUGAUGGUUUUGCAGUUGAAAUCACAGAAACUCAGGCCAAUGUGCUUAGAUCUGCAAACGGGGUUAGAGUUGUGGAGAAGAAUCAAGAGCUUCCUUAGUGGAGAUAGCUAUGAAGAAUAUUAUAUUAUAUAUCAAAAAGCUUGAAGUUUGUAGAAGAUUGAUGAACAUUUGUACAUGUAGGUUUAAUUAAGUUAUAUAUCUUUGUUCAAUAAAAUCAUUUCUAUGGAGAUUUAAGUCAACAAA